Messenger RNA from Anoplopoma fimbria (sablefish), 1747 nucleotides. It is a transcript of the gene ing1, whose product is annotated as inhibitor of growth family, member 1. Gene Ontology annotation, cellular component: nucleus. The record is from RefSeq and is a predicted model, not a curated record. The transcript is spliced from 4 exons. Gene Ontology annotation, biological process: positive regulation of DNA-templated transcription. NCBI's taxonomy places the organism in Eukaryota, Metazoa, Chordata, Actinopteri, Perciformes, Anoplopomatidae. The coding region runs from base 221 to 1150 and encodes 309 amino acids.
UUCAUAUUUGUUCAGGCACUUGAGCGGACAGCUAACACGAGCUGCCGCUGGCUGUAAGGACCCCUCGCUCCACUAGCGUUAGACUAGUGGUCGACUCUGCUCACGACCUAGCGCUAGCAACAACAGCCGGAGCUGAAUCCCAGCAGUGUUGGACGUUUGCUACAGAAAAACAAGCUAUUAUUACCCACACGUGCAAGUAUCGGAGUGUCCCGGGUCCGCAAUGUUGAACCCAACCAAUGGCGACCCGAGCCACGUUGUAGUGAAUUAUGUGGAGGAGUAUUUGGACCUGGUGGAGACACUACCAUUUGACUUGCAGAGGAGUGUGUCCCUCAUGAAGGAAAUUGAUGCCAGGUAUCAAGAUGUUCUGAAGGAGCUUGACGAUGCUUAUGAACGGUACCGCCGAGAAUCUGACUCACUUCAGAGGCGAAAGCUUCAGUUAUCCAUUCAGAGAGCGCUGAUUCGUAGUCAAGAGCUUGGCGAUGAGAAGAUCCAGAUUGCCGGUCAAAUGGUGGAGCUGGUUGAGAACCGAACACGACAAAUAGACUGGCAUUCUGAACUUCUCCUUUCCUCUCAAGAAGUCCCAGAGAGUCACGUUCCCACAGCUACAUCCAUGACGGCCACUGCAGUGUCCAUGAUGUCAUCAUCAUCAUCAUCAUCAGCCACCGUUACUCCAGGCAAAACUGGCCAUCACGACAAGAAGCGUGAUGAGGUCACCCCAGGCUCAGCCGGUGGAGACAAGGCCGGCGGAAAACGCUCAAGACGUCAGAAAAACGGAGAAAGUCGGGAAAGUUACGGGGGUCUGGAUCACACCGAGGACGCAGGAGUGGGGGCAUCCCGGGAAAAGAGGGCUAAAACGUCUUCGAAGAAGAAGAAAAGGUCAAAAGGAAAAUCUGAGAGAGAAGUGUCGCCCCCAGACCUGCCCAUCGACCCGGAUGAGCCAACAUACUGCCUGUGUGAGCAGGUGUCCUACGGAGAGAUGAUUGGCUGUGAUAACGAUGAAUGUCCCAUUGAGUGGUUUCACUUCUCAUGUGUUGGGCUCCAUCACAAGCCCAAGGGCAAGUGGUACUGCCCCAAGUGUAGAGGUGAGAAUGAGAAGACCAUGGACAAGGCCUUAGAGAGGGCCAAGAAGGACAGGGCAUACAAUAGGUAGCUCGCUCUGUCCGGCCCAAUGAACACUUUUGAGUAAAAACAUAAUUUUACGUUUUGUCUUUAUUUCCAUUUACUGGCAACACUGUUUAAAAAAAAAAAAAAAAAAAAGUAAAGAAUUGAGGAAUGUUGUAAAUUGUUAUUUUUUUAUAACUUCUGCAUGGCUGAGAAACAAGACUGCGGCCUCCUGGUUGGGAUUAUUUGUAAAAAAAAUGGAAACAGUACAGUACAACCUGCAUGUAUCUUACAUCCCCUUUUGUUUUCAUCAUGCAUGCAACAUCACCCACUUUAUAUAUGCUCAAUUCAUUUCACAAAUAAAACCUUUCUAAAUAAAGUAGAUUUUAAGGAUGUUUUUGACCACCUGCUAAGUGGCAUAAAAAAAGAGUUAUUGCAGGUUUAAGGGUUAGUUUUACAUAUUUAUGCCUCCACUCCAAAAGCAUGUUUUCAGGUUGUCUGUCCGUCCCUGUCUCGUGAACGAGAUGUCUCAGGAAUUUCUGGAUGUCAUUUUUUCCUUGGCCAUAAAUUGUAAUGCUAAUUAUGGCAAUUUAUGGCAUCAAGUGAUGACAUAUUAGAGGAACAUGGAUGCAAACUGACUGGUUGG